AUGCCUCCCUCGCGUGCCGCCCAAGUGGCCGCUGGCGUCCACGUCAUCCUCUCCGUCCUCAUCAUUGGAUGGGGCCUCAUGAUGAAGGCGGUUUCCGCUAUCGGCGCCGUCAUCACCACCAUCUGCGAAGUGCCGGGCGUCCGGUCCUUCAGCUCCUCCGUCCUCGGCGUCCUCGCUCCCUGCCUCACCGUUGCGCAGCUCAUCGGUACGGGUUGCUUCUUGAGCUUCCGAUGGGGAUGGGAGAGGUAUCUCCACCCAUGCCUUUUCGGUGCCGACCUCUUCGCCUUCUGUCCUCCCUACGGCCGGACCCAUGGGCUGCUCCUUCUCAUCCUGCCCAGCGUCACUGGCUUCUUGUGGGCUGUCUCCUGGCUGUACGUCCUGGUCGUUGGCAACUGGAGCGCCCCUCGACACAAGGAGCCGUCGGCGAAGGACAACGUCAUCCGGCAGGUCGAUGGACGGACCGGCAUCACACGGUUUUGCGACAUUUGCAAAAUCGAGCAGCCGGACCGUACCCACCACGACCCGAAGCCGAAAAAAUGCUUGCCGUUGUUUGACCACCAGUGUUACUGGUUUCCGGCACCAGUAUACCUAAAGACCCAGAAGGCCUACCUCUGGGCACUCACCCUGCUGCCGGUCCAGCUGACCAUCACCAUCUUCUUCGGUUACUGGCUCUUCUUCACACACCGCAGGGAGCACUUCAAGCCCCUCGAGAUCACCUACUUCGUAACCAGCACAAUCACCUUCAUCAUGUGUCUGGUCGAAGUGUUCUUCAAUGCCUAUAUGUGGACCAACCUCAUCGGCCACAAUGUCAGGAUGACGGAGCUCCGUCAUGGUGCUCGGCUCACGAUCCGCAGCACCGACGGCACGAAGAAGGCCGAGCAGGCGGCAGCGCCCAAGGUCUACCCAUGGGACCGCGGCGUCUGGGAGAACUUCCAGCAGAACUUCGGGUCAUUCCCGGAGUGCUUCAACAUCUUCCGCGAGCCUCCCAUUAGCCAGAAGACCCGGGAUGGCACUGGCUACGCGGCCACGGUCUUCGAGAAGCAGGCCCAGCUCGAGCUGGACGCCAUGGGCCUUGGCGCCGCCCCGCCCGCCGCUCCGCCUGCCCCUCCCGCUCCGCCCGCUCCACCUGCUCCGCCCGCCCACGCCCACACUGUGCGCCGCCGCGGCGACCGCUCGACCACCUCGGGCUACGAGCUCGAGCCGCCGGGGGUCGACAGGACCCGCACCCGCCGCUUCUCUUGA
Molecule: messenger RNA, 1242 nt
Organism: Aplosporella prunicola CBS 121167
Lineage: Eukaryota; Fungi; Ascomycota; Dothideomycetes; Botryosphaeriales; Aplosporellaceae
Exons: 1
Coding region: 1-1242 (413 amino acids)
Biological process (GO): peptidyl-L-cysteine S-palmitoylation; protein targeting to membrane
Cellular component (GO): endoplasmic reticulum; Golgi apparatus
Molecular function (GO): protein-cysteine S-palmitoyltransferase activity
Source: RefSeq, a predicted model, not a curated record